CCCUUUAUUGUAUUUUAAACUGAGUUUUCAACAAUUGAGUAUUACAAAUUAAAACUGUACAAAAUCACAAUUGAAAUGGUUGAAAAAGGAACGAUAAGGUGAUGAAGAAGCAAUAAGAAAAAAUUGGAAUAAAUCAUCGAUAAGAAACACUCCUUAAGAUGUUCAAGUGUUCAUCCUAGUUACUUUAUAACAUUGAUACGUAAAACAGAUUUUUCUUGCUCAUUGAAUAGGUAAAUUCUAUAGUUAGUUGAUUACCUUGUUGAAGGUCAUAAAUCAAUUUGUUAACAAUCAAUUUAGGACAAACAUAUUGAUAUGUGAGUAAAUAGUAAUCAGUUUCCGUCCAUAAUUUCAUGUCCAAUGUAACCUAACCUAACCUGACCCAAUGUGAAGAUAAAAAAUAAGGUGAAAAUUGAUGGAUGUUGACAAGUGAUCCAAAUCAACAAUUAGAUCAUUGAAUAAAGUAAACUGAAUCAUCUUGAACAUUUAAAAAUUAGGUGACAUUUAAGGCUAUUUGGUGGACCUGGAAAGUCGCUGUUUUUGGUUAAUGCAUUGGGUGAAGACAAUGUUCAUCUGAUAAUGGAGAUGAUGAAGCAAAUAGGAAUGUAAAUUUUUGGUUGGCGUUUUCAUCGUUAAGGAUAAUCCAUUGUUGUCAAGUCAAGUGGGAACCAAAGUUAUAUUUGAUACAAUGGUUAGGCCUUUUUAUUUGUGAAAACGUGAGUGUCGUGCUCCGUCAUCUCGGUCCCCAUCCUCAUCUUUAUCCUCCUCAUCAUCAUAUUAUUAUUAGCUAUAGGAUCUUUGUAGCUCCUCCUUGUAACUCGUGAGGCUCAAAUAGGCCAAACCUUUGUGAAAAGGAACCCAAAAAUGUAUUUACUUUUCCAUUUUCAUUUACUUUCAAGUGUUCGGACCAAGUAUUUAUAUUUUUUACAUUCAAUUUCAAUAUUUUUGAUAAUCCUUUUUCCCCUGUCUUUUUACACAAUGUCAGUUGUUGAUGUUCAUGCACAAAUUUUUAGACCCUGGGAUCAAUCUUCAUCUUCAUCAACCUCGUCAAACUCAUCGACUUCAUCAUUUCAACCAUUAACCUUGUCUUCUUCGUCUUCACUGUCAUCGCCAUCUCCAUCAUCAACAUCACCAUGUUGCUCACAAUUGAAUCAACUAUAUUAUAAUUGUUUAAAUGUGUUUACUCCACAUCAAUAUCAUCAACAUCAAAAUGCAUCUUCAUCAGCUACAAUUAUGCAGCAAAAAAAGCAACGACCAAAGAGGUUUAAAUGUCCACAUUGUCAAGUUUCAUUUUCAAAUAACGGACAACUCAAAGGACACAUAAGGAUUCAUACAGGUGAACGUCCAUUUGCUUGUGAUCAUGAAAAUUGUGGCAAAACGUUUACUAGAAAUGAAGAGUUGACUCGACAUAAACGUAUUCACAGUGGAUUAAGGCCUUUCUCUUGUUCAAUAUGUUCAAAGAGAUUUGGUCGUAAAGAUCAUCUUAAAAAGCAUAUUAAAACCCAUCAAAGAUGUGGACCAAUGUCAAUCCCGAUUCCAAUCCAAUUGAACCAAUUACAGUUUCCAUUCAAUUAUAAUCCAUGGAUAACACCUUUAUAAUAAAUGGCCAAUCAAAUCAACACAAUUU
Tetranychus urticae (two-spotted spider mite) is the source of this 1624-nucleotide messenger RNA. RefSeq lists its product as uncharacterized. The record is from RefSeq and is a predicted model, not a curated record. NCBI's taxonomy places the organism in Eukaryota, Metazoa, Arthropoda, Arachnida, Trombidiformes, Tetranychidae. Gene Ontology annotation, biological process: regulation of transcription by RNA polymerase II. Gene Ontology annotation, molecular function: RNA polymerase II cis-regulatory region sequence-specific DNA binding; DNA-binding transcription factor activity, RNA polymerase II-specific.